Gastrolobium bilobum is the source of this 1491-nucleotide messenger RNA. Its product is annotated as ammonium transporter 1 member 4-like. Bases 1 to 1491 code for a protein of 496 amino acids. The transcript has a single exon. Gene Ontology annotation, molecular function: ammonium channel activity. Lineage: Eukaryota; Viridiplantae; Streptophyta; Magnoliopsida; Fabales; Fabaceae. The record is from RefSeq and is a predicted model, not a curated record. Gene Ontology annotation, biological process: ammonium homeostasis; ammonium transmembrane transport. Gene Ontology annotation, cellular component: membrane.
AUGGCUGCGCUAACCUGCUCCGUCGGUGACCUCCAGUCUCUUCUUGGCAAUGUCAAUGGCAGUGCCGCUGCUGAAUACAUAUGUGAACAUUUUGAUGCUAUUUCAAACAAGUUUGUUGACACCACCAAUGCUGUGGACAAAACCUACCUUCUCUUCUCUGCGUACAUGGUCUUUGCCAUGCAACUUGGCUUUGCCAUGCUAUGUGCUGGUUCUGUACGUGCCAAGAACACCAUGAACAUCAUGUUAACCAAUGUCCUUGAUGCUGCAACUGGUGGUAUCUUUUACUAUCUCUUUGGUUUUGCCUUGGCUUUUGGCACCCCAUCAAAUGGUUUCAUAGGGACACACUUCUUUGGCCUUGAGAAGUUCCCUUCUAAGGAUUUUGACUAUGCUUUCUUUCUUUUUCAAUGGGCUUUUGCCAUUGCAGCUGCUGGUAUCACCAGUGGUUCCAUUGCUGAGAGGACACAGUUUGUUGCAUAUUUGAUAUACUCUUCCUUCUUGACUGGUUUGGUUUACCCUGUUGUUUCUCAUUGGUUCUGGUCUGGUGAUGGUUUUGGAAGCCCUGCAAGGUCUAAAGAUUUGUUAUUUGGAACUGGGGUCAUUGAUUUUGCUGGUUCAGGUGUGGUGCACUUGGUUGGUGCAGUUGCUGGCUUCUGGGGUGCUUUCAUUGAAGGACCUCGUAUUGGAAGGUUUGAUCAUGAGGGAAGACCUGUGGCAAUGAGAGGACAUAGUGGUACUUUGGUUGUUUUGGGAACGUUCUUGUUGUGGUUUGGUUGGUAUGGAUUCAACCCUGGUUCGUUUCUUAACAUCUUGAAGGUGUAUGGUGAGAGUGGUUCUUACUAUGGGCAAUGGAGUGCUGUUGGGAGGACUGCAGUGACCACAACUCUUGCUGGAUGCUCAGCAGCAUUGACAACCCUCUUUGGAAAACGUUUACAAACUGGGCAUUGGAAUGUCACAGAUGUUUGCAAUGGUUUGCUUGGUGGGUUUGCUGCAAUCACUGCAGGGUGUUCUGUGGUGGAUCCAUGGGCAGCAAUUAUAUGUGGGUUUGUGGCUGCUUGGGUUCUCAUUGGAUGUAAUGUGUUAGCUGAGAAAUUCAAGUAUGAUGAUCCAUUGGAGGCUGUGCAACUUCAUGGUGGUUGUGGCUCUUGGGGGAUAAUCUUCACUGCAUUGUUUGCUAAUAAGCAGUAUGUGAAUGAGGUCUAUGGAGGGUUACCUGAUAGGCCACAUGGGUUGUUCAUGGGAGGAGGUGGAAAGCUUUUGGCUGCUCAUCUUAUUCAGAUUUUGGUGAUCAUAGCUUGGGUGAGUGUUACCAUGGGAACCUUGUUCUUUUUGUUGCACAAAUUGAAUCUACUGAGGAUCUCAGCUGAUGAGGAGAUGGCUGGAUUGGAUUUAACCAGCCAUGGUGGAUUGGCAUAUGUGUAUCAUCAUGAAGAGCUUGAGCUGGCCCAGAAACGUGCAUUUGGAGAAACAAAGACAGAUUCUUCUGCUGUUUGA